AUGACUUAAAGGAGGUGCUCACAGUGGCCACUUGUGUGUGUGUGCGUGCGUGUGCGCGCGCGUAAAGCAGCGAGACACACACACCCCCAUGCUACUAGCGCGGCUCUUCUUCCACACGACACACACCCGUAAGACAUUCAUCUCGGCACGACGACUUCACCUUCUCAUCGAAACGCUUUCUGUUCCCCGCAAACACGGACAUUUAAAGCGCGCAAAGCCCCGCGCCGCCUCCUUCUCCACCUUUCGUUCGCCAGCAGCAGCUGUUCGCCGGCGAGGGAGCGACAUCCUCCUCCUCCUCAUCAUCAUCAUUAUCAUCACCACCAUCAUCAUGUCAGCGCUGCUUCUCCUUUUCCCGGCGCUCCAAGGCUUCCUGGUGGCUCCUGUCUGUGGAUUUGAUGAAGGCUCUGGAGAAGGCUACAGUGAAUUCGAACCAGUGGUGCAAAUCCAUUACACCCCCAAGCUGGACUACAAAAAUCCACGCUGGUGCCACACCUUCAGUCUGCAGAACGGGGAGGUGACCUGUCACUCCCCCCUGGGAGGGCACCACCGUAGCACCCUGGGAACACGUUGCAAAUUGACCUGUGACCACGGGAGCCAGUUGGUAGGGCCAGCAGCCGUGCAGUGCUUGCCCACCCGACGGUGGUCUGGCAUGCCCUACUGUCGUCAGAUUCGCUGUCACGUGCUGCCUACGAUCUACCACGGUACCCUGAGCUGCACCGAUGGUGUGCUCGUGGACUCCAGAUGUGACUAUACAUGUGACCCGGGAUACCAGAUAGAGGGGGACCGCACACGUACUUGCCUCGAGGAGGGCAAAUGGAGCGGGACGGAGCCCACUUGUGAAGACCAUGACCCGCCAAUGAUUAAGUGCCCUCGAUCCCGAGUCAAGAUUGCAGCACCGGGAAAGCUGACAGUCAAAGUGACCUGGGAACCUCCAGUUGUCAAGGAUACCGCAGACACCAGGCUGACUGGUGUGACACUGAUGGGUCAGGAGCCAGGUUCAGACUUCAAGGAGGGGAUCCAUGUCAUCCGUUAUAAAGUGUACGACCAGGCCAGGAACAAGGCGACCUGCAAGUUCAUCAUCCGAGUGGAAGUUCGGAGGUGUCCGAUCCUUAAGGCGCCGCUCCACGGGUACCUCAGAUGUGACUCAGGCGGGAACAACUACGGGGCCGUGUGCGAGCACCUCUGCGACGGGGGCUAUGAGCGGAGGGGUCCCGCCACCCGGGUGUGCCAGUUCAACCGCAGCUGGUCAGGGUCUCCUCUGACUUGCGUCACGAUGGAGAUAAACACAGACGUCCGAACAGCUGCUGCACUGCUGGACCAGUUCUAUGAGAAGAGGAGGCUACUCGUCGUUUCCACACCUGACAACUCCAACCAGUAUUAUAAGCUGCAGAACAUUAUGCUGCAGAAAGCCAGCUGCGGCCUUGACCUGCGGCAGGUGACGGUGAUCGAGCUGCUGGGAAGUCCUCCUCGAGAGGUGGGCCGCAUCAAGGACCGGCAGCUGGACGAUCAUGUCAUCGAGGAGCUUAGGCAGGUCCUCCGGAUCUCCAGGUCCUACUUCAGUCUGGUGCUGUUGGACGAGUACGGGGUCGAUCGCGAACGCUUCAUUGCGCCCACCGCCGCAGAUGAGCUCUACUACUACCUUGACACCUACAUCCUGAGUGAAGAGGAGCGGGAGCGUUUGGAAAAGCAGAGGGACUACUGCGAGUAAGCUGCUGGCUGCCUGAGCCAGAUGCCAGCCAGCUGAAAACCGAGGUCCACAGAGCGCUGUAUAAAAUGGAUAAGGUGCAGAAAGGCAUCAUCCCAGGACGACGUUGAUGACGAACGUUCACUGACAGCCAGCGUGUGUUUCCAAGGGCCCAAGUGCUCAUCCAGCGGCUGUAAAAUGACCUCGAGGGUGGGCGUGGCAAAGAGUGGACAAUUUCCAUUUCGAAAUCAAAGCACACGAAUAGCAGCUAACAGCAGCAGUUAGGCUGAAUUUAAAAUAAUUGGAGAAAAUGUUGGCAAUAACAGGGAUUUAGGCAGAUUGCAUUGUGCCGCAGAAAAUUCUCUGUAGGGCUUGAAAGUGGAGGGAUUGCCUUAGAGCUCAGUGUUAGAGCAGGUUUACAGAGGAUCUGUCUGUCCCAUGGAGAUUUGCUUUCAUGUAGAGCCUUAUUAUGCAAAUGCUUGCACAACCUUUUUGUAAAAAGAGAAAAGUGCAAUCUCAAAUCCCCGACAAUCCAGGAAAAAGAGAAAUGUCAUUUAAAUGCAUUAAAACUUUGAUAGAGAAUUUCAAAAAAACCAGUCUUUAAAAAGUCCUACUUUCUGUCACAGGUCACAGAGAGACAGACACACUGUGGUUUAAUAGCUGCACGUAUAUAGAACUUAAAGAGGGAAAAAGUUACAGAGACAAAACUGAAAUAUUACAACUUAAUUUUAGACAGCCAUGUCAUAGAAACUAAUUCUACUAUAAAAGCGAAAGCCUCAGCAAACAAAUUUACCAGGCUUUGAAUUAUGGUGUCAAAUCAAUAACAUCAUAUUUUGCAUUACUACUAAUUUUUAUGCUGAAUUAAUGGUUUUUAUGAAUCAUUUAUAUUAAUUCAUAACCCUUCAGAUAUUGUUUUAAAUAGAGAUAUGAAAAGACUUGUCACAUUCCUUUAUGCUUGUCUUAUUUUUUAAGGAAAAAAGUUUCCC
Molecule: messenger RNA, 2670 nt
Organism: Scleropages formosus (Asian bonytongue)
Lineage: Eukaryota; Metazoa; Chordata; Actinopteri; Osteoglossiformes; Osteoglossidae
Product: sushi repeat-containing protein SRPX2-like
Exons: 10
Coding region: 89-1708 (539 amino acids)
Biological process (GO): cell-cell adhesion; positive regulation of cell migration involved in sprouting angiogenesis; positive regulation of synapse assembly
Molecular function (GO): signaling receptor binding
Source: RefSeq, a predicted model, not a curated record